Aspergillus wentii DTO 134E9 is the source of this 2211-nucleotide messenger RNA. RefSeq lists its product as uncharacterized. The transcript has 6 exons. Bases 1 to 2211 code for a protein of 736 amino acids. The record is from RefSeq and is a predicted model, not a curated record. Lineage: Eukaryota; Fungi; Ascomycota; Eurotiomycetes; Eurotiales; Aspergillaceae.
AUGGUGGGUUUCCCCUUCCAAGGGAUCGACCUCGAGAGGGUUGGGCAUCUGAUGAGUACCGAUGAAACUGAGAUCUCUCUCUCAGAUCUGCCAGACCUUACAGACCCAGAAACUGCCAAUUACUAUGGGGAAAUGUAUCUCAGAACACACGGGACUCCCCCGCCUCCCUUCCCCACGCUAGACCAACGCCACGAGGCGACAAUCCAGAAAAGAUGGCUGAAGAAGACAAGAGAGCAACGCAAGAAAGUCCUUCUCACUGCGUGGCCGGGCAUGUCGACCCAGCAUCGACCGGAUAUGGAGGCUCUCACUAGAGAGAAAGAUGUCGGUCCUACGAGAUUCAUAGAGGCAUACCAAUGGCCGCAUAUCAGCCAGGAGGAUUUGUUGAAACCAAAGCUAUUUCUUAUCUUCCUUAAUGCAAGAGGUCGCCAUUCUCCUUCAACCUUUGUGGGCUUCGAUAGAAAAUCAAUCCGAAUUGGUGAGAACGCCGCAAAAGCAAAGGUAGCACUUGUCAUAGGCUAUAACAUGAUGUCCACUGGACGGGAUAACCCAGACACCUAUGGAGAAUUGGCGAGUUGGAACGAUGGAGAUACAAUCACGCGGAUCAUGGACAAGCGACAAGGUCUGCAUGCUGGGGUGGGUCCCAAAGUCCUUGAGAUCCAGGAACGUCCUGAACCACCAGCAUUGUCGACGGCUGAAUCUGGUAUCAGCUCUCUCGCGGCUGUAACUGCGGAGGCGCCCUACCGACCCCCAGCUCGUCUAGACCUUGCUCGUCUCGAGAGGCUGAUUGCAGCCAAGAGGUCAGCAUCUCAAGAUCAUCUCCUGUCGCUUCGAGAAGACCCCAGCUAUUUUGCAGACGUAGUCCUUGAUACUAAGGAGCAUCGAAAGGAACUGCUUCCCGACAACAUGGGACGACGACAUUCCUCGGUGCGGCCGUAUCCAAAGAAAACUUUCUGGGACCGAGUUUUGCGAAGUGUGGUGGUAGACUCAUAUGAGAAUGUGAUUUUUUGGGAUUGUCUCCUUGACCAAAUCACCCAUUUGCAAGCAUUGUUGGAUAAAAGCAAAGAUGAUAUCGCGCCUGACAAAGACCUCCCAUUGGAGCUUCUGGAGCAGUUCUUGGAUUUUCACUACAGUCUACAUUUGUUUACUCAGUCCCCUAUUUCGAAACUGAGGAAGAUUGUCACUUCGUCUCCCCCUCUGCGUUCGCAAUGUGUAAGGCUGCAGGAUGACGAUGAUCCCAGCCAUACUUGCGUGAUCGCGAAAACGGGCACGAAGAGCAAACAAUGGCAACGUUUGAUGUGGAUGUUCGAGGUUCUGUUUCAUUCCAGAUCGCUGUACAUGGUAACUUUACCUACGCUUAUGGACGAAAUGGAUCGAUUAAUUGAGAGCGAACGGGGGGUUCGCGAGCUGCUUUCUGCCACAGUAGCCAGCACGACCUCUGACUUGUCCGUCAUGACUGAGUGCCAGCACCAACUCUCCCUCUUUGAACCAUAUCGGUAUGAUGGUAUCGAUGAAAGGCUCAGGAUCCGACUAGGUGGCAUCGAAUAUAUUGGUCCAUCACUGGAAACAAUUUCGUUGGCCACUCUCGGAGACCCUUCUGACGGUAAAUUCAAUUAUCCAGUCGAGAAACGCAAGACACGCGAGAAUACAGAGAUGAUGCAACUUGCUGAAAAAAACCUGGAUAAAUACUGGGAGAAGAUUGAUGAUGUUCUCACCCCCAAAGAUAUAUGCAAGCCAUUAUCUCAAAUGUACUUUGAACUGGAACUCCGCACGCAACAAACUGUCAACGACGGGAAAACAUCACCAGGCAAAACAAAGGUGAAAACACGGGGCAUACCUGACCAGGCCGAGCUCCAAGUAGAGACGACAUAUGAAACAACCAAGGCCCCCGAUCUCCAGCCGACUUUCACUGUUGAUAAGCGUGCCUAUAAGGUAUUUUCCACAAUCUUCUAUCAGUCCUCCCGCAUAUCAAAACCAGGGGAGGUUCCCUGGUCCGAGUUUUUGCAUGCCAUGAGCAUAACCGGGUUUGCAGUUGAGAAAUUGUACGGCUCUGUCUGGCAGUUCACACCGUCUACUUCGGAUGUGGAGCGGAGUAUUCAGUUUCAUGAACCGCAUCCUGGUAGCAAGAUGCCGUAUCGAAUGGCCAAGCGAUAUGGACGGAGGCUGUCUAGGGCUUAUGGGUGGAACGCGGAUCUAUUUAGGGUUGUUGGGUGA